This is a messenger RNA of Clarias gariepinus (North African catfish), 3824 nucleotides long. RefSeq names its product WW domain containing E3 ubiquitin protein ligase 2 (gene wwp2). NCBI's taxonomy places the organism in Eukaryota, Metazoa, Chordata, Actinopteri, Siluriformes, Clariidae. Bases 383 to 2920 code for a protein of 845 amino acids. Gene Ontology annotation, molecular function: protein binding; ubiquitin protein ligase activity. The transcript is spliced from 24 exons. Gene Ontology annotation, biological process: protein K63-linked ubiquitination; ubiquitin-dependent protein catabolic process; negative regulation of transcription by RNA polymerase II. The record is from RefSeq and is a predicted model, not a curated record.
GUGCAUUUCAAUGUUAGUGAAAAUAAAGAGCACUAGGGCCUUAUGUAGUGCACUACACCACAGUUACAAACACGCCCAUCCGGAUGAGUUAGGCAGCGAAGAAGGAACACAGAAACACAGACGGACGCACGAGCCACCUACGAAGUCCAACUUAAAUCAGACGAAGGCUGCGACUUCUCUCGAGCCGCGCCGAACUCCCCCACGAGCUCGAGAUCGUAGCGAUUCGCGCGCAAAGUCGGAAACGCAAGGAAACCCUGAGACGAGUGUGAAAGCACCCAGAAUGCAUCGCGCGGUUUUCUGCGAGUCACAUGACCCCGACACUGAGGCGGAAGUGAAAAGCUAAACACAGGACCCGAGCCGUGAAAAUAACGGUGGUGAUGUGAUGGCAGCUGCCAGUGUGAGUCGACCCGGCGGUUUGCCGAACACAGAGAAAUCUCAGCUCACCUUAAAAGUGGUAUCAGCGAGGCCUCAGUCUCCAAAGCUUCCUGCUCGUCUGUCGCGCGGCAGCUCGUUUGUGGAGGUGACGGCUGACGGUCUGAGCGCCGAGACCAAGAAAACCUGCAAACGCAGCGGCAACGACCUGCAGUGGAACGAAGACCUCACACUUAACGUGACUCCUCUGAGCCGGUUGGAUCUGAAGUUGUGGAAUUGUCACACACUGAGGAAGGAGCUACUGGGCAGCGCCACCAUCGACCUGCUCGACACACUGCGCACUCACCACGGGAAAAUGGAGAACGUGGAGCUCAGUCUGGAGUUACAGAUGGAGAAUAAAGGCUCGGUUGUGUCGGGUGGAGAGCUGAACGUCUGUUUGGACGGCUUGGUUGUUGAUCUGGGAUCGCUGCCCAAUCAUGGUGCAGAGACCGACAAGAUGCUGCAGACGGAGUGCACCAACCCUCUCAGGACUCAGUGCUCGGAGACGGCCGAGUCGACCAGCAGCCCCCGCAGAAAUGCACGAGCAGCCAGUACAGAUUCUCCUGGAGCUUCAGUCAGUACAGCGCUCACUAAUGGAGAGACAAACACAGACGCAAAACACCAGAACAAAGAUAAAGGUAGUCCUGCUGCGGAAGAAAAUGGGCGUGACCAGACCACCCCUCCAUCACCAUCACUCAGACCAGAUGCCCCUCCCACUGAUAUGUCUGCCCCACCCCCUUCAGAGGAUUCAGCUCCGCCUACACUGGAUCAACACUCACAGCCACCUGUGGAGGAUUUACCUGCAGGCUGGGAGCAGAGAGUGUUACCUCAUGGCCGAGUGUACUACGUGGACCACAACACAAAGACCACCACAUGGGAGAGACCCCUCCCUCAAGGGUGGGAGAAGCGUGUGGAUCAGCGCGGAAGGUUUUAUUACGUGGACCACAACACGCGGACGACGACGUGGCAGCGGCCCACAGCCGAGUCGGUGAGGAACUUCGAGCAGUGGCAGAGUCAGCGCAGCCAACUCCAGGGCGCCAUGCAGCUGUUCAACCAGAGAUACCUGUACCAGUCGUCUGGCGCUCCGGUUGAGAAUGAUCCUCUGGGUGCUCUUCCUCCAGGAUGGGAGAAGCGCCAGGACAAUGGCAGAGUAUAUUUUGUCAAUCACAACACUCGCACCACGCAGUGGGAGGAUCCUCGAACCCAAGGGAUGAUCCAUGAGCCCCCGCUGCCCCCUGGCUGGGAGAUGAAGUACACCGCUGAGGGUGUGAGAUACUUUGUGGAUCAUAAUUCUCGCACCACUACCUUCAAAGACCCACGGCCGGGAUUCGAGUCAGGCACACGACAGGGUGGCUCUCCGGGUGCGUAUGAUCGCAGCUUCAGAUGGAAAUAUCACCAAUUCCGCUUCCUGUGUCAUUCCAACGCUCUGCCCAGUCAUGUGAAGAUUUCAGUUUCGAGGCAGACUCUGUUCGAGGACUCGUUCCAACAGAUCAUGAACAUGAAGCCGUAUGACCUGCGCAGGAGGCUCUACAUCAUAAUGAGAGGAGAGGAGGGGCUGGACUACGGCGGCAUCGCCAGGGAGUGGUUCUUCCUGCUGUCCCAUGAGGUGUUGAACCCGAUGUACUGUCUGUUCGAAUACGCCGGGAAAAAUAACUACUGUCUGCAGAUAAACCCCGCCUCCUCCAUUAACCCUGACCACCUCACUUACUUCCGCUUCAUUGGACGCUUUAUCGCCAUGGCGCUGUAUCAUGGGAAGUUUAUCGACACUGGUUUCACUUUGCCCUUCUACAAGCGAAUGCUAAAUAAAAAACCCACGCUGAAGGAUCUGGAGUCCAUUGACCCCGAGUUCUACAACUCCAUCCUCUGGGUCAAGGAGAAUGAUGUGGAGGAAUGUGGAGUGGAGCUGUAUUUUGCACAGGACAUGGAGAUUUUGGGGAAGGUCUCCACACACUCACUAAAGGACGAUGGUGAGAACCUGCUCGUCACCCAGGACAACAAGGAGGAGUACAUCAGUUUGCUGACAGACUGGCGGUUCUCACGGGGAGUAGAGGAACAGACCAAAGCGUUUCUAGACGGAUUUAACGAAGUUGUUCCACUCGAAUGGCUUCGAUACUUUGACGAGAAAGAGCUGGAGCUGAUGCUGUGUGGGAUGCAGGAGAUCGAUCUGAGCGACUGGCAGAAAAACACCAUCUAUCGCCACUACACCAAGAACAGCAAACAGAUCCACUGGUUCUGGCAGGUGGUGAAGGAGAUGGACAAUGAGAAAAGGAUUCGCCUGCUGCAGUUCGUCACAGGAACCUGCCGGCUGCCCGUGGGAGGAUUCGCCGAGCUGAUCGGGAGUAACGGGCCGCAGAAGUUCUGCAUCGACAAAGUGGGAAAGGAAACCUGGCUGCCUAGGAGCCACACCUGCUUCAACCGUCUGGACCUGCCGCCGUACAAGAACCUGGAACAGCUGCGUGAGAAGCUUCUGUUCGCCAUCGAAGAGACCGAGGGCUUCGGUCAGGAGUGAGUGAGGGAGGGAGGGAGUGAGCGAGAGAGAGAGUAAGCGAGUGCACAGAGGAGGGGGACACCAGCGACACUUCUGUCACCCGCUGGCUGAGGACAGGGACGACACCGAAGACAGACUAACUCCAACACACAACAUUCACACUGACGUUCAUUUACACCCAUUACAUCAUAGCAGUAAUGACAUUCUGUUUAUGUAGCACUUUUUAAAAGACCAAACUUCUGUUCAAAUAUAAAAAAACUUCAAAAAAAAAAUAUCUAUAUAUAUAUUUCAGUGCAAACCAUAAAUGCUGAGAAAGAAACCGUUACCAUGGCAACCAAAUCCCUGUUAGUGUAGUAGGCUUUGUCCCUUUAAGCCUCCUCUAGGUGGCGCCACAGCUCCUUCGUUCCCAUGCCGGGGGAAUCAGCUUCACAACCUGUUAGAUAAAAUUAUUAUAAAUAAAUCUUGUAAACGAUCAGUGAAUAGCAGAACAUCUGGAGGGAGCGCGCCACAUCUGCAGCACGGGUUCCAGUAUGGUUCCAGUCUGUACAUAAUUACAUCUCACAAACACACACACACAGAUAUAGACAAGAAGAAGUGUGUAACUAUGGCAACCAGCAGUGAAUUCAAGUUAGGAUGGUGUAAAGGCAAGUGGAGUGAGUUUAAUGUGUUUGUGCGGAAGUAUGAGUGUGUAUGUGUGUGUGUGUGGGUGUGUGUGUUGUAAAAAUGAAAAUGGAUCAAAAGUGAUUUUAUUCCUCAGUUUUGUAUUUGAUUUGUGUUGAUUUGUGAGACAGUGUGUGAUACUGUACAGAGAGUGUGUGUGUGUAUGCAGACAAGAGUAGAGUUGACGCAGAGUGUGUGAGUGAAUGCGACUGGUGUACAAACAUCCAUAAUUAAACACAGUAUGUACAGAAAACCUGUGUGUGUG